Molecule: messenger RNA, 2241 nt
Organism: Pogona vitticeps (central bearded dragon)
Lineage: Eukaryota; Metazoa; Chordata; Lepidosauria; Squamata; Agamidae
Gene: PPM1D
Product: protein phosphatase, Mg2+/Mn2+ dependent 1D
Biological process (GO): protein dephosphorylation
Molecular function (GO): cation binding; protein serine/threonine phosphatase activity
Source: RefSeq, a predicted model, not a curated record
UUCUUCGCCGUGUGCGACGGGCACGGGGGCCGGGAGGCGGCCCUCUUCGCCCGCGAGCACCUCUGGUCGUUCAUCAAGCAGCAGAAGGGCUUCCGCUCCCGCGAGCCGGCCGCCGUGUGCGCGGCGCUGCGCAAGGGCUUCCUCGCCUGCCACCGGGCCAUGUGGAAGAAGCUGCCAGAGUGGCCAAAGACGAUGACGGGGCUACCGAGCACGUCGGGGACCACCGCCAGUGUGGUAAUCAUCCGGGGCUCAAAGAUGUACGUGGCUCACGUCGGGGACUCAGGGGUCGUGUUUGGAGUUCAAGAUGACCCCAAAGAUGACUUCAUCCGGGCCGUGGAGGUCACCCAGGAUCACAAACCCGAACUUCCGAGGGAGAGGCAACGGAUCGAAGGUCUCGGAGGCAGCGUGAUCAAUAAAUCUGGUGUGAAUCGGGUUGUGUGGAAAAGACCUCGCCUGACCCACAACGGCCCCGUGCGGCGGAGCACCGUCAUCGAUCAGAUUCCGUUCCUGGCCGUGGCCCGUGCCCUUGGUGAUCUGUGGAGCUACGAUUUCUACAGCGGCGAAUUUGUCGUGUCUCCUGAACCCGACACAAGCGUACACACCCUAGAUCCUCAAAAGCACAAGUAUAUCAUUCUGGGCAGUGAUGGACUAUGGAACAUGAUCCCACCGCAAGAAGCCAUUUCCAUGUGCCAAGACCAUGAAGAGAAGAAAUAUUUUAUGGGAGAGCACCAGCAGUCUUUGGCCAAAAUGUUGGUGAAUCGGGCCCUGGGGCGAUGGAGGCAGCGCAUGCUCCGGGCGGACAACACCAGCGCCAUCGUCAUCAGCAUCUCUUCGGGGCGAAGCCAUCAGAGCAGCUCGGAAAGUGACGAGGAGCUGUGUUUCAACCUGGCCGAGGGCCCGUCGUACAGCAGCCCUGAAAUGUGGAUGAUGACGCCUUCACGCUGUUCCACUCCCCCUGUCAAGGGUUUAGAAGAGGACCUCUGGCCGCAGCUGAGCUCACCCGAGACUGUCCCUUUACUCAUGAGGAGCUCUGUCGUGUUGAACAAACCGCUUGAGCUGCCCGGCGAAGUGGCCCAGGGAAACCUACCUUUAUUGGUAGCGUCUUCCAAGGAAGGAGCCCUGCGGGAGGAGAAGGGCGACAGACCCCUGGGACUGAGGGGACGUGAGUUGUGUACCCGAAGCCCACCGGGGACCCUCUCUCCUUCUAACUCUGGGAAUGCGGGGACGGACCCAAAGUCUCUCAAGGUGCCUCUGAGCGAACCCUCCAAAACCCAGGAGUCGGAACGGAUUCCGUCCGUGGCCAACUUCAAAAGGACUUUGGAGGAAUCCAAUUCGGGGCCAGUCGUCAAGAAACCCAGGCGUGGUUUGGCCCGGAAUGUCGGGGUCCAGCCGGAAAGCUUGUCCCCAGCACCCCAGCAUAAAAACCCGAAAAAGCUCGCCAUGCGCCGUAGCCUACGAGGACAGAAGAAACUGGGGAACCCUUUGUUCCAGCCACCCAGAAAAGCCCUUUGUGUCUGCUGAGGAGGACGCCUUAACAAAGGCAGUUAUUUUCAGUCUCCUUUUAAGUUACAAAAUUUGGGUGCAGGUCAUUUGGAAAUGCAAUUAUUCGCUUUCUUGUACACUUUUUAUUUUUUUUAAUUUUUUUUUAAUGUAGAAGACUUGUGGGUUGUUGUUUUGGUUUUUGUAUCCAAACAGCUUUAUUCCAACCUUAUACUCGCUUGUAACAUACCUGUGACUUUUUGUAGGCAUUACUAGGACUGUAAAGCAUACUCUGUUUAAAAAAAAAAGUGUAUACAUUCAUAUUCUUUCAUGCCACUUUGGUCUCCCCACCUAAACUUUCCCUGGCAUCAUUGUUACAACAGGGCUAAAAAAAAAAAACCACACACACAAUGCCACAUUUUAAUUUUGGACAGUGGGAUUUUUGUGUCUAGGUUGGGAGGGGAGGCGGUUGGUUUAGUACAAAGUAAUGAAUUUGUAUAAAAAUUUCUUGUGGUGACCUCACAACUUUUUAAGAAAAGUAAAUUAUUGAACCGAAUGGAAGAUAAUGUAUUUUCGUAGUACUUAAUACGUUUUGCUUGGAGUGUGCCCUAUUAGAGUAUAUAAUACUAGGUCUAUUUUCUUUCUUUCUUAACUUUUAGAUUUCUCUAUUCAGAAAUGAAAUGUAUACUGAAGAGAUGCUGAGUCUUCACACAGCUAAAUGCUGGUUUUCUGUAUUUAAUUAAAAUACUAUGCAGUACUUUU